Messenger RNA from Python bivittatus (Burmese python), 2143 nucleotides. NCBI's taxonomy places the organism in Eukaryota, Metazoa, Chordata, Lepidosauria, Squamata, Pythonidae. The record is from RefSeq and is a predicted model, not a curated record.
AUGAAAACGUCGAGGGGGGACCGGAGCCGCAGGUCAGAGGAAUACUGGCGGCAAGCCAACCUCCUGCUCAGCCUCGCCCUCGUGGGAUUCCGGGGCAAGUUUCUUUCGCGGCUGCCGCUGCUCUCUCCCAAGGAGGACUCGAAGGUGCUGGAGCGACUCCUGCGGCUCCGCGAGGCGCGAGCGCUGGGGACGCCAAGCUUUCCCGCCUCGCGAGUGGCUGCCUGGCUUGCGCAGGAGGAGGACGAGAUUGUAGACUUAAAAGGAAGGCAGGAAUAUUUGGAAUACUGCUAUUUAUUACCAAGGGGAAAUGAGCACUCAGAAUCUCAAGAAGAAGAAGGACAAAGAGAGUGUGAUAAGAGUGAACAAGUUGAUUGGAAAGAGAGGGAGAAUCCCACAUCUAUCUCUUUGAAUCACAGAAGUACUAUUGAUUCUUCUUUCUCCUUGGAAGGUUACUUUCCACAGUUAACAUCCCUCUCUGAAAUUGCCUUGGAAGUAAGAUUUACCUUUAACACACACAGAAACUUUUUUUUUUGCUUUGCACCCUUUCAGGAACAUGUGAGCAACAGUGGAGGUGUGAAUUUGACAAACUUUCAGAACCCUAUAGAUUUGGCCCAAGCGAUUAACCACGAUGUGAGCCUUCAUGAUGCCACAGUGAUGGGAUCAGACCACCCUAAUGUAACAAAUGCAGAGAGGAAGAAUUUGGAGAGACUGGAGAUUUUGCCUGACUUAAACACAUUUCCAACUAAUGGGACCAACAUGUUGGAGUUAUUUGCAUAUGAUAAUUGCUGCAGAAACCUUACAAAUCAAGAUUUUUUUUUCAGCCUGAAUGAAAGUGGAUUUGAAGAAAUAAAUUUCACAUCAUUAACCAUGGAAGAAAAUUUUGACUCUGCAGAAACUUGUGUUUUUGAAGAACAAGAUUCAGAUUCUGGACCUUCUUUAAAUCUAAACUAUAGUAAUUCAUCCUUUGUUUUUACCUAUAACAAGGAUGCCAAAUUUGGUGCCUCUGAUAACUCAGGAGUUACAGGAGAUAAUUGCCUAGAACAUAGCAAAUACUGCCAUACAGAAUAUCAAAGCAGUUAUGACUAUGGCACAGAAUCACUAGUAGGUGUAUUCCAUGAUCACACAUACAAUCAGAAUACGCAACAGUUGACAUUGUCAGUGUCACAGGAUUAUUUCAGAUGGCCAGAAGAAUCCAAAAGAACUGAAAUUGAAAGAGAUACAAAUCUAGAUGAUGAAUACCGGGCAAAAGCUCUGAGAAUUCCAUUCUCUGUUAAUGAUAUAGUGACUUUACCUGUAGAUUCUUUUAAUAGCAUGUUGUCAAACUACUACCUAACAGAUAAUCAAUUGUCACUCAUUCGUGACAUAAGACGGAGAGGAAAAAAUAAAGUUGCUGCGCAAAACUGCCGCAAACGCAAACUAGAUGCAAUUAUGAACCUGAAGGAUGAAGUGUGUCAUCUUCAAAUGCAGAUGGAAAGGCUUAAGAAACAGAAGGCGCGAUACAAAAGGUCAAUUAGCAAUAUAAAACAAAAACUAAAUGAUCUUUGCUGGUACUUUUUCAGUAAAUUGAGAGAUGACCAAGGAACAACAGUUAAUCCAAGCCAAUAUGUCCUUCAAUGUUGUGGAGAUGGUACUAUAUUCAUUUUACCUGAAAAAGAAGUCAAUCUGGAGCCCAAACACUGAAACAACUAAAAUGACAAACAUUUUAGAUUAUUUUAUUAAGGGAAAGGGUUUUUAAGGACUGCAUUUGCAGGCACGCCAGAAGAAAUGUGAACUGCGCUCCUUGGCUACCUUGUACACCAUUUCAAAGAAUUCCAACCCAAGCAACUUUAAAGUGGACUAAACUUCAUUUUACAUUUGUUAUGCAUAAUUUAUUCAGCUUAAGCAUGGGUGCAUAUGCUAAACUACUAGACCACAGAAAAUCCUGUCAGUUGCAAUUUCAGUAAAGUUAGGUGAGUUUUGAAAGUAGCACAGCAGAAACAUCAUUGCUUCUGAAGUACAUUGGAGUAGGCAGUGAUUCAUAUAGUCAUGUUCCUAAGUGAUCCAUGCAGUGCCACUUCACUUGCCAUUGGUGGAUGGGGCUGAAAUAAGUGGCUAGGUCCCCAUUCUUUCUGACAUUUGCUUUAUUUUCCCCCUCCCCUUAAAG